AUGGUUUCUUCAUUCGAAUUUUCGCCUAGCAGAAUAGAUUGCCAUAAGGUCCUGUGCCGGAGAGGGCAUUCAGAUAUAAUCAGUAACUUGCCAGACAAUGUAAUUGAAAGCAUCCUUGGUAGAUUGCCGAUUCGAGAUGCAGUGAGAACAAGUAUCCUAUCAAGAAGUUGGAGGUACAAGUGGACUGCGCUUCCUAAUCUUGUAUUCGAUGUUAUAGAUGCUGACCGUUCUAUUUUUCGCUUGAACAACAAUGCCUCUCAGUUCGAGGAUGACGAUGAACUUGUUAAGGUUAUUUACAGGAUUCUUUGUCAGCACAAAAGCCCCAUACUCAAGUUUCGCCUCCUAAUCCAAAGCAUGAGAAGCUAUCCCGAUGUUGAUCAAUGGAUUAAUUUCUUAUCGAGGAACGGUAUUAGGGAAAUCAACCUCGAGUGUCUCAAGGAAGACCGGUAUAAAAUCCAUUCUAGCUUGUUUUCGUGUGCAAACCUGAGGCAGCUGAGGCUUCAGCAUUGCGUAAUCCCAUCACCUCCUCCGACGUUCAAUGGAUUCAACUGCCUUACUCGCCUUAUAGUUUACAGUGUUACAGUCAACAAUGAAGGGUUUGAGAAUCUCGUUGCUAGAUGCCCCCAACUUAACCAGUUGUACCUGAUUUGUGUGGAUGGUCUUGAUAGACUGAACAUUGAUCAUGCUCCCAAGCUGCAAUCUUUGUUAUUUGUUGGCAGUCUCAAAUAUAUCUGCUUGAAGAAUACCCCAAGUUUAUCGCAUGUGACAAUUUCUUUGUCUCAACUGCCUGAUAUGAAUGAGAAUCUUUGGAAUAAUGGGGGAUCAAUCUCUUUGAUCAACAACCUAGAUUGCUUAUCCAAUCUUAAGAGUAUUGUAGCAGGAUUCUAUUCUUUGAAGUUCCUUGCUGAAUGCAGGGCUAGAAAGAGGCUUCCAUCAACAUUUAUCCAUUUACGGUCCAUUUACAUCUCUAUGCUAAUGUUUGAAGACGUUGAUUCACUGUCUUGCGUUGUUGGCUUGAUUACAAGUUCACCAAAUCUACAUAAACUUGUUGUCACGACAUGUACUAAUUCAGCAGCAGAGAUGGAAACAGCGACAGAGUAUUUGGAAGGAGAAAGCCGCUCCAUUGGUGGUUUGAUGAAAUUGAGAUAUGUUGUAAUGAAGCAGAUAUCAGGUUUGGGGCCUGAGAUGGAGUUGAUGAAGUUGAUACUUGCCAAGUCACCAUCGCUUAAGCAAAUGAAAAUUGAACCCGACAAAACAGUUGAUAUCUCCAGUGAAUCAAGGAUAUUGAAGGACUUGGUACGAUUUCCUAGAGCUUCAAGAAUUGCAGAAAUCAUAUAUCAGAACCAAGAUCACAGCCCGGCUGACUGA
This is a messenger RNA of Theobroma cacao (cacao), 1368 nucleotides long. RefSeq names its product F-box/FBD/LRR-repeat protein At1g13570-like. NCBI's taxonomy places the organism in Eukaryota, Viridiplantae, Streptophyta, Magnoliopsida, Malvales, Malvaceae. Gene Ontology annotation, molecular function: protein binding. The record is from RefSeq and is a predicted model, not a curated record.